Molecule: messenger RNA, 1614 nt
Organism: Thlaspi arvense
Lineage: Eukaryota; Viridiplantae; Streptophyta; Magnoliopsida; Brassicales; Brassicaceae
Source: the annotation of a GenBank genome assembly
CUAACAGAGAAAAAGUCGUAUUUUGAUUUUUUUGUUAUAAACAAAUAGAAACGUUGGUCACGUGGCUUCACCGUAAUCCUAAGCUCCUAACUAAUUAACCACCGUCGAUAGUAACUCAGAUCAAACAAAACGACGCUGCUUCGGUUUCUCUCAUUGUUUCACCACUUUCAAUGGCGGAUCCCAAAUCUUAUCUCUUCUCUCUCUCCUUCUUACUUCUUCUUCUUCUUCUUCACUCCCCCACCGUCUCCUUCGCUCAGACGCUGUUCGUCUUCGGCGAUGGUCUCUACGACGCCGGCAACAAACAGUUCGUCUCCUCGAAUCGUGUCGACGCUAGCUUUCCUCCGUAUGGAAUCACUGUAGGAGAGGCUACGGGACGGUGGUCCGAUGGCCGUACCGUUCCCGACUAUCUCGCUAGUUUCAUGGGUAUUCCUAAAAUCCCUCCGAUUCUCCGAGGCACGGCGGAUUUCUCUCACGGAGCUAACUUCGCCAUCGCUGACGCAACCGUUCUCGGCUCUCCUCCGGAGACGAUGACUCUGUCACAGCAAGUGACGAAGUUCUCGGAGAACAAGAACAAAUGGACAGCUCAAGCACGUUCUGAAGCUAUCUACUUGUUCUACAUCGGCUCUGAUGAUUACUUGAACUAUGCCAAGAACAAUCCGAAUCCCUCAGAUGUUCAGAAACAAGCUUUUGUGGACCAAGUCAUCGCUGCCAUAGAAGCACAACUAAAGGUGAUUUACGUGUCCGGAGGUAGAAAAUUCGCUUUCCACAACCUGGCACCGCUUGGUUGCUUACCGGCGGUGAAACAAGCAAACGGAAAUGUUCAGGAGUGCGUGAAACUGCCUUCGGAAAUGGCGGCUUUGCAUAACAAGAAGCUGUUGCAGCUCUUGGUGAAACUCUCACGAGAGCUCAGUGGUUUCCAAUACUCCUUCUACGACUUCUUCAGCUCCAUCCAAAACAGAGUCAUCAAGUCUAAGACUUACACGUUCGAGACGGGAGUGGCUGCUUGUUGUGGGACUGGCUCUGUCAAUGGAAGCGGUUGCGCGACGAACAAUGUAUGCACUAAGCCUGAAGAUUAUCUCUUCUUCGACGGUAAGCAUUUGACGCAAGAAGGGAACCUUCAGGUUGGGCAUUUGAUGUGGGGAUCAGAUCCGGAAGUGAUUGGACCGAACAAUCUCAGGGAGCUUCUUUACCUUCCUCUCGACAUUUCAAUCGUCUUGGCUGAUAUACAGGAAGCUAUGGCUGCCAUGAGACCGAGGCAGAUCAAAGUUGAGAGUCUCUAUGAUGUUAAGAAGAUGGAAUUGGAGAUGGGGAAUCAAUGGCUUCAUCAAGUUGACAAAGCUAGCUCCUUUCUGUUCUAAGAUUGUGGUUACGUUAUGACCAAAGCAAGAGAGUUUUAAGAGUGUCUGUAAUAAGACUUUUAUAGAACAAGAAACUAUUAAGACAUCUUUCUAUCUGUUUGGUAAUAAUAAAACAAGCGGAAACAGCCUUUUUUUCGAAGGCUUAAAGCUUGUUCCCCAAGAUAGUCCAGUGGGCCUAUUUCGAUCUCAUCUUUGACCAGAGCUGAUACAUUUAUCAUUUUCCAAACUUAAAAAGUUUUUCUUCAUUUUCAUCAAA